Messenger RNA from Microtus oregoni (creeping vole), 602 nucleotides. It is a transcript of the gene Hsbp1l1, whose product is annotated as heat shock factor binding protein 1 like 1. NCBI's taxonomy places the organism in Eukaryota, Metazoa, Chordata, Mammalia, Rodentia, Cricetidae. Gene Ontology annotation, biological process: cellular heat acclimation. The transcript is spliced from 4 exons. Bases 106 to 345 code for a protein of 79 amino acids. Gene Ontology annotation, cellular component: cytosol; nucleus. The record is from RefSeq and is a predicted model, not a curated record. Gene Ontology annotation, molecular function: transcription corepressor activity.
CACCUGCCCCUGCGCUCUCUCCAGGGCUGCCAGUGCUCUACCCAAAGCUCGACACCUGCUGGGUUCACCCAAAACCCAGGACCCCAGACCGCUACGCCUGUGCAGAUGGACACCCGGGCGCCGGAAGUUCCUUGCGGGGACGUGCUGCAGAACGCGUUACCUAAGGUUUAUUUUCAGGCAGAAAAUCUACUUCAGGAGCUUGAAGAACACUUCCGAGCUCUGACUACAACAUUAAACCUCAGAAUGGAAGAAAUGGGAAGUCGCAUCGAGGACCUACAGAAAAAUGUUGAUGACCUAAUGGCUCAAGCUGGAAUCGAGAAUUCAGUCAAAGAACAGAUGACCUGAAGAUGUUAAACGAGCCAUGUGAAAUUGCAAAAAUGAAACCUAUACUGUUUGAGUAAUCUGUGCAGUAUGAAUUUUGAUGUUCGGUUUUUAAUUUUGUUUUUUAGAGACUUGAAAUCAAACCCAGGACCUAAAAUGUAGUAGACAAGUGGCUACCACUGGGCUAUAUGCUAACCCAUUAAAAAAACAAAUAAAAAACAAGAGCAAUAAAAUAGCAUACUUCAGAAAGUGACUAUAUACCAAAGAUGAGACUUGUAAAU